Messenger RNA from Alosa sapidissima (American shad), 1543 nucleotides. It is a transcript of the gene lysmd2, whose product is annotated as LysM, putative peptidoglycan-binding, domain containing 2. The coding region runs from base 1 to 621 and encodes 206 amino acids. The transcript is spliced from 3 exons. Lineage: Eukaryota; Metazoa; Chordata; Actinopteri; Clupeiformes; Clupeidae. The record is from RefSeq and is a predicted model, not a curated record.
AUGGCGGAGUUCUCCCCAGUCCUGCCUCUACGGGAUGGAGGCGGACGAUUCGGGCAACCCAUCUUCCCAAGGUCUCGGUCCGGAUCAGAAUCAGAGAGUGAAUUAUCACAGAGCUUGGCUCGCACCAAAACCCGGUCCUAUGGCAGCACGGCCAGCGUUACAGCGUCUUUGGGAGAGAAAUACAUUGAACAUCGUGUUACGGAUAGCGAUACAUUGCAAGGGAUAGCGCUCAAAUAUGGUGUUACCAUGGAGCACAUCAAGAGGGCCAACAAACUCUUUAGUAAUGACUGUAUCUUCCUGCGGAACAGCCUGAAUAUCCCUGUGAUUUCGCAGAAGCCUUCUCUUUUCAACGGACUGUCUCUGGAGUCCCCAGACAGUGAGGCCACCACUCCCCAGGAGCAAGCAGAUGUGGCCCCUGAUUCUGAUGGGCCCUCGCCCACUCCCUCACCGGAGCCCAGUGUCAAACCCCCUCAGCCUGAGGAACUCUCAGCCAAGGAUUACUUGCAUAGACUGGACUUGCAAAUUAAACUAUCCAAACAGGCUGCAAGAAAGUUGAAAGAGGAGGAUAGAAGCGAUGAAGACAACACAUCACAGCCAACGUCAUCCUACCAGGAAAUCUGAGGCAGUGGUGGUGGACUGUUUACCUGGAGCCUUUCCAAAUUCCUUUCCAUUUUGCCCUUGUGUUUGUUGUUGUCUGUCCUUCUUUUUAUGUAUUGCUUUUACCAAACCUUGAAAUGGGACAUUAUGUCCAGGCUCUUGCACUGAGGUCAUCCAUUGCCUUUCACUCUUCUAGAUGUAGAAUUUUAUUAUUAUUAUAAUUAUUAUUAUUAUUAUUGAUGCUGUUUCCAAAUUGCACAUCAUACAGUUACCAGACUGUCACCAGGGGGCAGUACAGACAAACAUCACGGAUGAACACCUGCUUUAGCGUAGUCAUUGAUAUUGCAGAGGAAGAGCCUACAUUGAGAGGGAGAGAGAGUUACAGCUCUUUGUGGAUGUAAGGGAGAAGCAUUUGGAAACACAGAAUUCAGGUCUCUAUAUGAUUUGUCCAUCCAUACAUCAUUUGUUUAUUUUUUGGAGAUUAUUUUGGGCACCAGGUAGCCACUACAUGCUUUUAAAGCUGCUCUAGACAUGACCUCUUGACUUCCCCAAAGUAAAAGGAGGGACUCUGCACUAGUAGAUAAUUGCAGUUGCAACAAAUAGGAUAAUCAAUGCUCUCUCUUAAGAAGCCAUCGCAAUAUCACAUCUGAGAAAACUUUCAGUCUUCACCAUGUCAUGUUUCAACUGAAUGACUGAACAUUUACAGCAAGCUGUCCGUGUGUGAUAGCUUAACAAUACUAAAACUUAUUUGCCUAUACAAAUGUUUUGUUAGUAGGAAGGGAAACUUUUCAUUCUUGAGUGUGAAUGUAUUUUAUUUUAUUGUGUGUGUGCGUGUGUGUGUGCGCAUGUGUGAGUGCGCCCGGACAUUGAGUUUGUUGACAAGAAGCAGUUAUAUUGUGCUAUUUUUGUCUUGUUUUGAGUAAUAAUAAAAUGCAUCUGUAAAACA